UUGUUUUUGACACGCCUUCGUGUUUGUUCAUCAGUUAUUACUUAUUUUAUCGUGUAUUUAGUGUUAUUUUAAUGUUAAGUGUGUGAAUUUAAGUGUAUAUCGUAAUAAUUAGUUAAGUGCAUACCUAAAUUAAGCUUAAAACCAUCAUAUUAUCUCCAAAUAACAGCUACGAUGGCAACUAUGACGGAUCCCUACGGUACGACCGGGCAGCUCACCCUGAAAUGGGAUCCCAAGAACUUGGAAAUCAGGACGAUGUCAGUGGAAAGGACUUUGGAACCUCUGGUAUUGCAAGUGACCACCCUCGUGAAUAGCAAGGAUAAGGCGGCCAAGAAAAAGAGACCUGGCAAAUCGAAACGUGCAAGUGCUCUGGUCGCGACCGUGGAACGAGCUACAGAGAUAUUCAUAGAACGCGGUCAGACGAUCGCUUAUGAAAACCCAGAGAUCACACAGGAGAUGCUCGCCGCUGUUGAGGAAGUGCGGAAAGCUGGCGCGGCGAUGAGCCUGGCGGCGCGCGAGUUCUCGGAGGAGCCGUGCGCGUCGUCCGUGCGCUCGGGCAUGGUGCGCGCCGCGCGCAGCCUGCUGUCCGCCGUCACCCGCCUGCUCAUCCUGGCUGACAUGGUGGACGUGCACCUGCUGCUGUCCAACCUGCGCACCGUGGAAAAUGAUCUAGACAAGCUAAAGUCCGCGUCGUCGCAAUCCGAGCUCCUGGAGUCGGCUCGUCAGUUCGGCAGAUCAGCGAACGAGCUGGCAGCCCAAGCUGCGAGACGCCAGAAGGAGCUGAAGGAGCCGAGGAUGAAGGACGAGCUGGCUGCAGCGAGGGCCGUGCUGAAGAAGCAUUCGACCAUGUUGCUGACCGCUUCCAAGGUGUACGUGCGGCACCCCGAGCUGGCGGCGGCGAAGGCCAACCGUGACUUCGUGCUGCGCGCCGUGUGCUCCGCCGUCGACACCAUCGCCGCAGUCGCGCGCGGACGCGCCCUGCCCGCCGCCGGUUCAAAUCGGGUGCCCGUCGAAGGUCCGGGCGAGCUGGCGCAGGCGCUUGAUGAUUUUGAUGAGCGUAUGGUGAUGGAACCGCUGGCGUACUCCGAGCUGCGCACCAGACCCUCACUGGAGGAGCGUCUCGAGUCCAUCAUAUCCGGAGCCGCGCUCAUGGCGGACAGCUCCUGUACCAGAGACGAGCGCCGUGAACGUAUCGUGGCCGAGUGUAACGCAGUCAGGCAGGCCUUGCAGGAUUUACUCCACGAGUAUAUGAGUAACGCCGGGCGCGCCGAGCAGUCGGAGGGGCUGGAGCGCGCGCUGGAGCAGAUGUGCCGCAAGACGCGCGACCUGCGCCGCCAGCUGCGGAAGGCCGUCGUCGACCACGUGUCCGACAGCUUCCUGGAGACGAACGUGCCGCUGCUCGUGUUGCUGGAAGCAGCUCGGAGCGGCAACGAGAAGGAGGUGGAGGAGUACGCGGUCGUGUUCACCGAGCACGCCAACAAGCUCGUCGAGGUGGCGGGGCUGGUGUGCUCCAUGUCGGGCAACGAGGACGGCGUGAAGAUGGUGCGGCACGCGGCGGCGCAGCUGGCGGCGCUGUGCCCGCAGGUGGCCAACGCGGCGCGCGUGCUGGCGGCGCGCUGCCGCUCGCGCGUCGCGCAGGAGAACGCCUCCGCCUUCGCGCGCGCCUGGGAGCUCGCCGUGCGCCUGCUCACCGACGCCGUCGACGACGUCACCACCAUCGACGACUUCCUGGCCGUCAGCGAGAACCACAUUCUGGAGGAUGUGAACAAGUGCGUGGUGGCGCUGCAGGAGGGGGACCCGGACUCGCUCGAGCGAACCGCCGGAGCCAUCCGCGGGAGGGCCAACAGGGUGUGUUCCGUGGUGACUCAAGAGAUGGACAACUACGAGCCCUGUAUAUAUACGAAGCGAGUCCUGGAGGCGGUCACAGUGUUACGCGAUCAGGUGAUGUCAAAGUUCGCCGUCCGUGUCGACGCGGCGGUGUCUGCGCUCGGAGAUGGCGCGGGCGCGGGCCUCGACGAGAACGACUUUAUCGACGCAUCGCGUCUCGUUUACGACGCAGUCCGUGAGAUACGUCGUGCCGUGCUCAUGAAUAGGACGAGCGAUGACCUCGACACUGAUACCGAGUUCGAGCCGGUCGAGGAUAUGACGAUGGAAACGAGGAGCCGCUCGAGCGCUCACACCGGUGAGCACGGUGUGGACGAAUAUCCGGACAUAAGUGGCAUUACUAAUGCUAGGGAGGCAAUGCGUAAGAUGACGGAGGAGGACAAGCGCAAGAUCCUGCAGCAAGUGGAACUCUUCAGACGCGAAAAGAUGACGUUCGACAAUGAAGUCGCGAAGUGGGACGACGCCGGAAACGACAUCAUCAUGCUAGCCAAGCACAUGUGCAUGAUCAUGCUGGAGAUGACGGACUUCACGAGAGGUCGAGGCCCGCUCAAGACUACGAUGGACGUCAUCAACGCCGCUAAAAAAAUAUCUGAAGCUGGUACCAAGUUGGACAAACUCACGCGCGAGAUCGCUGAACAGUGCCCCGAGUCGUCGACGAAGCAGGACCUGCUGGCAUACCUGCAGCGCAUCGCACUCUACUGCCACCAGAUACAGAUCACCAGCAAGGUGAAGGCCGACGUGCAGAACAUCUCCGGGGAGCUCAUCGUUAGCGGGCUCGACAGCGCAACGUCUCUGAUCCAAGCCGCGAAGAAUCUAAUGAACGCCGUCGUCCUCACCGUGAAGGCGUCCUACGUGGCCUCCACCAAGUACACGAGGCAGGGCACCAUCGCUUCGCCGAUAGUCGUGUGGCGCAUGAAGGCGCCAGAGAAGAAGCCGCUGAUACGCCCCGAGAAGCCGGAGGAAGUUAGGGCGAAGGUCCGCAGAGGCAGCCAGAAGAAGCAGCCGAGCCCCAUACACGCGCUGGCGGAGUUCCAGAGCCCGGCCGACAGCGUCUAAUCGCGUCGAAGUUCAUAAAUUUAAAAGAACGUGAUUUUAUUUAUUAUUAAAUAAAUAAAUUUUAAAUAUGUAUAAUAAUAAACGUGUGACGUUACACUAAUAUCGCUGUCUCGUUCACACCGAUGUAUCGUCAUCGAAUAGUCGAAUAUUCGGCGUAACUCACUUGUGAUUGGUUCACUCAUUCAUAAAAAACCUCACUAGUAAAACUUGUAUAUUUAUUCUCUGUCUCCUUCUAUUCCAUUGUGAUGAAAGCGUGUGUGAGAGAGAAGGCGAAUAUGCAAUUUGUAAUGAUGACUUAAGUAUACAACGUCCGGUCGUUGAGAUCAUGCGUUCUGACAAGUUCGUGGUCGAAUGGUCGAGGUUACUUUACAAUAAUUGUGAAGAAUUUAAAAUUUGUAGGGGGGGGGGCUUUGUUAAUUACCUAAUGUUAAGACAUUAAUACUGUCGCAUUUUUAAUCCAAAAUACACGGUUUAAUCAUUAGUUUAUGAGUUUUGUUCACGACUGUACAGAAGAAAGUAACCAUCUCAACAGCCGGACUUUAUAUGGUGAAUCAUUUAAGGGGGUCGUCUGGUAACGUGUUCAUAAUUCAUUUCACAAUAAGUCAAUUGUUAUAACGUAAAUGUCGUAUGUAAAUUAAAUUAAACUUUCGGCCCCCUCUUAAUAUAUACAGACUGACGAAUCGAAAAUAUAACAGCAUUUAUGUGUACUAUGCAUUAUUUUUGUAUAACAUACGCUUAUGUGUAGAGGACAUGUCUUAGCAAUUUAUUUGGGCAAACGUUUGGCAAACAUUUGGUAAAGAUUUGACUUUGACACGUUGGACAAACAUUUGACCAUAUCUAUGAGGAUUUUUUUUUUAUUGUAACAGAAAG
Vanessa atalanta (red admiral) is the source of this 3807-nucleotide messenger RNA. RefSeq names its product catenin alpha (gene alpha-Cat). Gene Ontology annotation, molecular function: beta-catenin binding; cadherin binding; actin filament binding. NCBI's taxonomy places the organism in Eukaryota, Metazoa, Arthropoda, Insecta, Lepidoptera, Nymphalidae. Gene Ontology annotation, cellular component: catenin complex; adherens junction. The transcript is spliced from 23 exons. Gene Ontology annotation, biological process: cell migration; cell-cell adhesion. The record is from RefSeq and is a predicted model, not a curated record. The coding region runs from base 172 to 2937 and encodes 921 amino acids.